CGCCCUGCACUGUUGUUGCUGGGACGCAGGCGCCAGGCUUGUCUGUAGGUUUGUUGUUGGAGCGAUCCUUGAGCUCGCGCUUGGCAGCACGGGGAGGUGGGGUGGGGUGCAGAAUUUACUUCUAGGGAGCGCAUGAGGGACAUUCUCAACGGAAAACCAGACCUAAAGGGUAGUGACCAACCCUCCUCGAGUUACUCCCCACAGGCUCCUCCCUUGUCCGCCCCCCCUCCAGAUUUGCAUAAAAAGGGCCCAGAAAACUCUGGCUGGGCCCCAGCAGCGGCUCACUCUGCUCCCCCGGGUCGGAGCCCGCGGAGCUGCGCGCGGGUUUGCGGCGCGAAGCCGAGCAAAGGGCGCCUCGCCUGCGCUGUGCUCCCAGCGCGCCGCGUCUCGACGCUCCUGCGGCCUCUCCAAGCCGCCCCGCCGAGCCGAGCGAGCGGGCCCGGGACGAGCUCGGGCCCCCAGCCGCCUCUUGGUUCCCGGCUCCGCUCCCUCUGCCCCCCCGGGGGUCGCGCGCCCAUGAUGCCGCGAGGCCCUGGCUCGCUGCUGCUCCUCGUCCUCGCCUCGCACUGCUGCCUGGGCUCGGCGCGGGGGCUCUUCUUCGGCCAGCCCGAUUUCUCCUACAAGCGCAGCAAUUGCAAGCCCAUCCCCGCCAACCUGCAGCUGUGCCACGGCAUCGAGUACCAGAACAUGCGGCUGCCCAACCUGCUAGGCCACGAGACCAUGAAGGAGGUGCUGGAGCAGGCGGGCGCCUGGAUCCCGCUGGUCAUGAAGCAGUGCCAUCCGGACACCAAGAAGUUCCUGUGCUCGCUCUUUGCCCCCGUCUGCCUCGACGAUCUGGAUGAAACCAUCCAGCCGUGCCACUCGCUCUGCGUUCAGGUGAAGGACCGCUGCGCCCCUGUUAUGUCCGCCUUUGGCUUCCCCUGGCCGGACAUGCUGGAGUGCGACCGCUUCCCCCAGGACAACGACCUCUGCAUCCCUCUCGCCAGCAGUGAUCACCUCCUGCCGGCCACGGAGGAAGCCCCAAAGGUCUGUGAAGCCUGCAAAAAUAAAAAUGAAGAUGACAACGACAUAAUGGAAACUCUUUGUAAAAAUGAUUUUGCACUGAAGAUAAAAGUGAAGGAAAUCACCUACAUCAACAGAGACACCAAAAUCAUCCUGGAGACCAAAAGCAAGACCAUUUACAAGCUGAACGGUGUGUCCGAAAGGGACCUGAAGAAGUCGGUGCUGUGGCUCAAAGACAGCUUGCAGUGCACCUGCGAGGAGAUGAAUGACAUCAACGCGCCCUAUCUGGUCAUGGGACAGAAACUGGGCGGGGAGCUGGUGAUCACCUCGGUGAAGCGGUGGCAGAAGGGGCAGCGAGAGUUCAAACGCAUCUCCCGCAGCAUCCGCAAGCUGCAGUGCUAGUUCCGGCUGCUCCUGGCACCUCACCUCUGCCUCCUCUCCCGGACCUCAGCGCUACUCUCCCGAGCACAGUCUCCGCAGCGCCAGCCCCAGCUGGGAGCAGUUUCCCUGCCUUUUGCACGUUUGCACCCCAGCAUUUCCUGAGUUAUAUGGCCGUAGGAGGCCUCAGGAAUGGAUAGCUGUUUUCACAUAAAGGAAAAAUCCACUCAAAUCUUGUAGAAAUGUCCAAACUAAUAAAUAUUUUUAUGAAGUUUUAAAAUAGUUCACUUUAAAGAUAGUUUUUAAUAGAGGCAACUGUGACUUGGGUCUGAUUUGGCUUUUUUCCUUCAGUUUGAUUUGGGUCAACUGAUUUUCACUUUCCGCUGAGGUUGCGAUCAUGUACAAAUCGCUUCAUUUUUCUAUGUGGCCCAAAGUGUUCAGGUUGCAAACCCGGUUGAGAUAGAGCUGGCUGUUAUCUCAACAUCACCCUCAGUUCCAGACUGACUAGGCGCCUAAGUCUUAGGACAGUUCGCUGUCAUUCUACACCCUCUUGGGAAGUUCCAACCCUAGCAUGUACUGCAUUUCCAGAUCGAGAACUUCCCUUUUUAUAAAGUGCACCAUUAAGCACCAUAGCUUGAUUUCUUUGAAUAAAGGGCAAAGCCGACAAAUUUUAUAAUUGACCUCAGUACUUUAAGCUUUGUUGAAAACAUUUCUACUUAAUUUUGCAAAGUAAACCAUUGUAGCUGACCUGUAAUAUACAUAGUAGUUGACCUUUAAAGAGUUGUAAAAAUACUGCUUUAACCAACCUGUAAAUAUUUCAGAUAAACAUUAUAUUCUUGUACAUAAACUUGACCUCCUGUUUUA
Messenger RNA from Talpa occidentalis (Iberian mole), 2244 nucleotides. It is a transcript of the gene SFRP2, whose product is annotated as secreted frizzled related protein 2. Bases 133 to 1404 code for a protein of 423 amino acids. Gene Ontology annotation, biological process: negative regulation of canonical Wnt signaling pathway; canonical Wnt signaling pathway; non-canonical Wnt signaling pathway. The transcript is spliced from 3 exons. The record is from RefSeq and is a predicted model, not a curated record. Gene Ontology annotation, molecular function: Wnt-protein binding. NCBI's taxonomy places the organism in Eukaryota, Metazoa, Chordata, Mammalia, Eulipotyphla, Talpidae.